AUGUUUUCGACGUUGUUUCAGGGGUUUGAUUGGCGGAAAACGAAGCUUGAUCAGCUUCAAAAUCGAAUUCGAUCUUUGAUUUUGUUCCGAUUGGAAGACAAGAGGCUUGGAGCUAUGGGAUAUCUGAAUUCUGUGUUGUCAUCUUCGAGCCAGGUUCACUCCGACGACGGACCUGUUAGCGGCGGCGGUCUCAGUCAGAACGGGAAGUUCAGCUAUGGAUAUGCAAGCUCUCCCGGUAAAAGAUCUUCAAUGGAGGACUUUUAUGAGACUAGAAUCGAUGGUGUUGAAGGGGAAAUAGUUGGUCUAUUUGGAGUCUUUGAUGGACAUGGAGGGGCACGUGCAGCUGAAUAUGUGAAGCAGAAUCUGUUCAGUAAUCUUAUCAGGCAUCCAAAGUUUAUCUCUGAUACCACAGCUGCAAUAGCUGAUGCAUACAACCAAACAGACGAGGAGUUUCUUAAAUCAGAAAAUAGCCAGAACAGAGAUGCUGGUUCGACGGCGUCAACAGCCAUCUUAGUUGGUGACCGUUUACUUGUUGCAAAUGUAGGGGACUCUAGAGCUGUUAUAUGCAGAGGUGGCAAUGCUAUUGCUGUAUCCCGAGAUCACAAGCCUGAUCAAAGUGAUGAGCGCCAAAGGAUUGAGGAUGCCGGAGGAUUUGUCAUGUGGGCUGGAACAUGGAGAGUUGGAGGAGUUCUUGCUGUUUCUCGUGCAUUUGGCGAUAGGUUGUUGAAGCAGUACGUUGUUGCUGAUCCGGAGAUACAGGAGGAGAAAGUGGAUAGCUCUCUCGAGUUUCUCAUACUUGCAAGUGAUGGUCUCUGGGACGUUGUAUCUAACGAGGAAGCCGUAGGCAUGAUCAAGACGAUAGAAGAUCCUGAGGAAGGUGCAAAGAGGCUGAUGAUGGAAGCUUACCAACGAGGAAGUGCAGACAACAUAACUUGUGUCGUUGUACGUUUCUUUUAUGACCAAGGAGUAGGUUCCAGCAGCAAUAGUGUCCCCAUCGAUCAUGGUAUUAUACCGGACAGAAGCUCCGGUGACUCAUCAACCUAG
Microthlaspi erraticum is the source of this 1044-nucleotide messenger RNA. Lineage: Eukaryota; Viridiplantae; Streptophyta; Magnoliopsida; Brassicales; Brassicaceae. The record is from the annotation of a GenBank genome assembly.